AUGUCUGCAGGAAAUAUAAAGAAAUCACGUCGUACUGUCUUUGUUUCGGAAUCUAAUCGACGCAUUGGACUGGCUACUCCAGGCAGCAUUGAGCGACUGAAAUAUCUUGAAGCCUUAGUGAACGAACUGUGCGUAACGAAGUCAAUUAACUGCAAACAGCAGGUACAAUUUGGCCUUGUUAAUGACUUUCAGAUCGUUGCUAACCUUGGCAAUUUCGCUCACGACCCCCGAAAUCAAAAAGAGGUGUCACAGUCUACUCGCUUGGUAUCCCUCGCAGUUGCGGGCUUGUGCAAUUUAGCCACAAGUUCCCAUAAACUUUGUGCAACUCUCUGCCACCAACACAGCGUUAUUUCACCCCUAUUCGACUGUCUGGCAUCUUCCGUAGUCGACGCCGAGACUGUUGUCAAUUGCCUGGUCAUAUUUGUGCAUCUCUGCGCCCGUCAUACCCACUCUUUGGAGGCGUCCUGCCGGUUUUACGAACCACCCGAUCUCCCGUCCUCUUUCUACUCCAGCAUCCGCUCCCACUUCCACGCAGUUGUCGAAAAGUCGCAGGCUCUUGUCAAUCCAACCUCAGACAUGGCAUUCCCACGCUCUGGCCUACUGCUACGCGCUCGUCUUAUCCCCUCAAGCUACACUCCCAAACGACUUUGUUAUGCGUCUAAAAAGUGCACACAGGAUUUUCAACAUCCACCCAGCAUCGCCGCGACUACCUCUUGCAAUUCACACCAGUUGAAGUCGGUUCUUGUUGUCCCCAUUAACAACUCCUUCAUUCAACGAACACCCGCCUUUGACACAUACCAACCAGCCAAGAUUGCGGCCCCACCCAUGGCAGGUGUUGGCAUCUUGCCAAAACCGCUCGCCAGAGGGAAGUCGCUCGCACGCCUCGUGGGUGUCUGCGCUGCCCUCUCCAAAGCACGCCUCACCGGCCUGGUUGUGUCGACGGCCCUGGCCGGCUGCGCCCUCGCCGCGCCCACUCCCUUCGCCUGCGAGGCCUUCCUCUCCCACCCGGCUGCCUCUCUUCUUGCUCUCGGUGUCGGCACUGCCCUCACCUCGGCUGCCGCCAACGCCAUCAAUCAGAUCAUGGAAGUGCCUUUCGACAGUAUGAUGAAGCGCACACAGACGCGACCGCUUGUCCGAAAGUCCAUUAGUCCGGUUGGCGCGUGCGUUUUCGCCAGCACCUCCGCAGUGGUGGGUCUGGGGCUGCUCCACGCCGCGACGAACCCCCUGGUGGCGAGUCUGGCCGCCGGCAACCUCCUCCUCUACACCUGCGUCUACACGCCGCUCAAACGCGUCUCCCAGGUGAACACGUGGGUGGGCUCGGUGGUCGGAGCGAUACCCCCCCUCAUGGGCUGGGCAGCCGCCACCGGCUCCCUCGAGUGGGGUAAAUUGCCCUUUGGCGCACUGCCUCCUCAUACUAGUUCCUUGAUAUUGGCCUCCCUGCUCUACGCCUGGCAGUUCCCACACUUCAUGGCCCUGUCGUGGCUGUUGCGAGAGGACUACGCGCGCGCCGGCUACGUGAUGACGGCGAACGUGAAUCCUGGCAGGGCGAAGCGCACCGCCCUGCGCCACUCCGUGGGCAGCGCGGUGGUGUGCCUCGCGGGCGCCGGCUGCAGCGCCGUCAGCCUCGGGCCCUGGGCGGGCUGGUCCCUCGGUCUGGGCUCGUUACCGUUCAACGCCGCGCUCAUCUACUACGCCCUGGAGUUCUACCGCGCGCCGUCCGGUGUCAAGUCGGUGACCGCGGCGCGACGCCUCUUCCGCGCCUCCCUCAUCCACCUCCCCGCCGUGAUGGCCGCCAUGCUCAUCUGCAGCCACUGGAGCGCUGCUCCGCUCAUGUGA
Mesocestoides corti is the source of this 1836-nucleotide messenger RNA. NCBI's taxonomy places the organism in Eukaryota, Metazoa, Platyhelminthes, Cestoda, Cyclophyllidea, Mesocestoididae. The record is from the annotation of a GenBank genome assembly.